AUGACACACUCUAAGAAUGCCGUCAAAGCGCCCAGUAUGUCUAGUGGUGUUACGGUAUGUGUAUCUUCUCCACGGUUCCACCCCUUAGACAGAAAGUCUAGAGCACAGCCCUGUAGUCACAUCAGUCUUCAUGCAAACAGCCAUGUUUUGGUUGAGUGGACUGGAACCCUGCAGUGUUUUUACAUGAGGCGUGAGUGAGACGGAUAGUUUGUGGAGCGGAGCCUGCACUGGUGGUUGAGUGUUUAGAGUUUAAAAUUGAGCUGACUGGCUUGUCCCUUGGGAGUAGAGGGAGGGAGGGAGGGAGGGAGGGAGGGAGGGAGGGAGGGAGGGAGGGAGGGAGGGAGGGGAUGAGAUGAGAUGAGGGGAGGUUAAGCAUCCCAGGUCACUGGAGCAGAUUUAGGGUGUGCUUAGGAAAGAAUCAGUCCGCUCUUGGCUCGGUGCUCUUCCGCUCUCAACGCCUUUCCCAGCCUCCAACCUAUUAAAGCAUUCCUCGCAUAUUUUAGCUUUACUUUCCACAUAUCCAACGUGAUUCCUUCAGUGCUUUCUGCUUCACUCUUUACUCUUAACUUCCCUCCUUCUCGCUCUUUCUCACUCGCUUUCUUUUUUUCUAACUUUUUUUCUCAUUUCGUCUCUCCUUUCUGAGUAUCUGUCACCUCUCACUUUCUGUCCACCCUUACGGAAAAACGGCAUGAAUUUCACAUGAUCACGUGUUCCAAAAACACAUGUUUUCAUGUGUUCACAUGAUCUUAUGUGAAGUUAAUGUGAUAACAUAAUAAUAAUAAUAAUAACAUAAUAACAUGUGACAACAUGUAAAGCAACAUGCGAUAACAUGUAACUACACAUGUGAAAACAUGAUCACGUGAAGUGUUCCAAAAACAAGUUUUCACAUGAUUUCACGUUUUUCUGUAAAGGCAUCCCUACUGUGAGUGUAGGUGGUGUCUCCUGUAAUUGCUACUUGAAAACGCUCCAAACUGUUGAGGCUAGCCUGUCAUUGAUUCUACACACUCCAUAAAGCACACCCUCCCCUCUCUGAUAUGACAAUUAGCCGCUAUAAGAUCUAUGAAGUGGGGCUUGUAGCACGCAAAUAAAGGGAUUCAUUCAUUGUGGAAAAAAGGAGAGUACAGUACUUCACUGGUUCAGGCUUUUCAGUUCCCUUUUCCCAUUUAGGCCUGCUAUAUACUACGGAGACAUAUUUUAAAUAUUGAUCCAUGCCUUUAAAUUUAGAUCGCUGGGUUGUAAAGUUCACUGAUAAACCCACUCUGGUCAUUAGUGCUUGUCUACUUGUACCAGAGCUCAGGUAUUGACUUACAGUGGAGUCGUGUGAUACCGCUAUAUAAUAAGACAUGACCGCCUGCAGCUGAAUACUGUAACACACCACAAUAUACCUACCAAUCUCUCUAUUUAGGACAUGCAUAAUCUGGGUUUGCUCUCCAAUCCAAGGUGUGAUUUAUAGUACAAGAGUCUCAGGGCUAUGUAUUGGAAGCACUUUCUCAGAGUACACACACUAACGCCAAGGCUGUAAGGUAGAUAGAAGAGAUGGGAGUCCAUGGCAUCCGUAAUAAGGAACAAAAGCAUUCGAAUUUCCAGAGUAUCUGAGCAAUGACAAGUAUGAGCCGUGUCAUUGACAUGCUAAGCAUCUCAGCCCGGAGUAUAGGGUCAAUCUCUUUGUUUACCCAGAGCCUGAUGCUGCAUCGCACACAUUCCACCCGCCUGCCUCCCUGCCUGCCUGCCUAGUCCCUGUUUCCUGUCUCUUCUCCUCUGUCUGUCGGGCCCCUGUUCUCCUCUCUAUCAGCACAAUAUCACUCCUCAAUAAGAAUUUCUAAAGACUUGAGGCAUCAUUGAUUCUCCCAGUGAUUUGUUAUCGAAGCGGCCCCUCACUGGUCAUUCUGAAGACAGUGCCACCGCCUCUCCUCCAUCUCAGACCCUAAAUGACUUCUUAAUGGCUUUAUUUAGGAAAUUACCUGGCUAAAUGUCCAGGGUCCGGUCUGUGGGAAUGGACAAAUUAAUGGCUGUGUGUAAAUCCUGCUGGAGUGGAUGGGUAUUGUAGUAAAUACAUUGUAUUUACAGUAUAGCCUAUUACACUGUAAUAAAUACAGUAUAGCCUAUUACACUGUAAUGUUAAGGAAUGCUAUACAGUAGGCUGGGGCUACAGUUAAACUAAGGGCCACAGACUAUGUGGUCCUCUGUAGCUCAAUUGGUAGAGCAUGGCGCUUGUAACGCCAGGGUAGUGGGUUCGAUCCCCGGGAUCACCCAUACGUAAAAAUGUAUGCACACAUGACUGUAAGUCGCUUUGGAUAAAAGCGUCUGCUAAAUGGCAUAUUAUUAUAUUAUUAUUAUUAUUAUUAUAUUAUUAUAAAGGCUAGCUCUGUUCACUGAAUUGACUCCACCACAGUCAUUUGUCAUAAUUAGGAAAACACUUCUCUGGAACUGUACGCUGCGUUUGCCCCUGGACGUCUACUGUAUCUGCUUAGCUUGUUGUCCCAUGAAGUCCUAGAGCCCUCAGUUUCUAAUUAUGCUAAUUGAAUGUGUGAAGCCUGGCAUUUAGUCAUACACUAUUAAUAUAUAGACACAAUGGAAUCUCUGGUAAUACCGACUCAUUAUAAUACCACUUCUACUCUUUAUUCUCCUCCACAUGUAUUUCUCUCUCCUCCUCCUCUCUCAUCCCCUCUCUCCUCUCCUCUGACCUCCUUUCUUCUGCCUGUGACUCUCUCCUCUCCUCUGACCCCCUUUCUUCUGCCUGUGACUCUCUCCUCUCCUCUGACCCCCUUUCUUCUGCCUGUGACUCUCUCCUCUCCUCUGACCUCCUUUCUUCUGCCUGUGACUCUCUCCUCUCCUCUGACCUCCUUUCUUCUGCCUGUGACUCUCUCCUCUCCUCUGACCUCCUUUCUUCUGCCUGUGACUCUCUCCUCUCCUCUGACCUCAUUUCUUCUGCCUGUGACUCUCUCCUCUCCUCUGACCCCCUUUCUUCUGCCUGUGACUCUCUCCUCUCCUCUGACCCCCUUUCUUCUGCCUGUGACUCUCUCCUCUCCUCUGACCCCCUUUCUUCUGCCUGUGACUCUCUCCUCUCCUCUGACAUCCUUUCUUCUGCCUGUGACUCUCUCCUCUCCUCUGACCUCCUUUCUUCUGCCUGUGACUCUCUCCUCUCCUCUGACCCCCUUUUUUCUGCCUGUGACUCUCUCCUCUCCUCUGACCUCCUUUCUUCUGCCUAUGACUCUCUCCUCUCUCAUCCUCCUCUAAUUUUGUGGUUUGGGUGUUGAGCAAUUAGUGUUAUGGGCCUUCUCUUGUUCUGACAUCAAUGAGAGGAAUUUGAGCAAUGCCCCGUUAAGAUGAGAUAUCCUGAUAAAGUUCAUUAUAAAGAUGACUAGAUGGCUCUACAAUGGGUACUUGUGCUGAGGAGAGAAAGGCAGAGUGUGGGGAGUGUGUGAAAGUGCCUUUAUUUGCAUUUGUGUCAUGGAAUGCCCUUGUAACCACAUUAAAAUAUGAAAAGGGUUUUGAAUAAAGAAAUCCAACCUUGAAGAUUCAAACGUGAUAAUACCUACAGCACUACACCACUGAAUAAUACCCACUCAUUCAGUCAUGUGUGUUUGUGCUGUCAGCCACUGUGACUGACAGCAUUUCCCUUUAUUGAUUUUCAAAACUAAUUAUUGACAGUGUAAACUGUAAUAAUGUAAAAAGCUAAAUAAGUGUAAUCCUUACAAAUAUUUUUGAAUAGUUCAUGUUUUGUUCCUCGGUGACAUACAGUACCAGUCAAAAGUUUGGACACACCUACUCAUUCAAGGGUUUUUCUUUAUUUUUACUAUUUUCUACAUUGUAUAAUAAUAGUGAAGACAUCAAAACUAUGAAAUAACACAUAUGGAAUCAUGUAGUAACCAAAAAAGUGUUAAACAUAUCAAAAUAUAUUUUAUAUUUGUGAUUCUUCAAAAAGCCACCCUUUGCCUUGAUGACAGCUUUGCACACUCUUGGCAUUCUCUCAACCAGCUUCACCUGGAAUGCUUUUCCAACAGUCUUGAAGGAGUUCCCAUAUAUGCUGAGCACUUGUUGGCUGCUUUUCCUUUACUCUGCGGUCCGACUCAUCCCAAACCAUCUCAAUUGGGUUGAGGUCAGGGGAUUGUGGAGGCCAGGUCAUCUGAUGCAGCACUCCAUCACUCUCCUUCUUGGUAAAAUAGCCCGUACACAGCCUGGAGGUGUGUUGGGUCAUUGUCCUGUUGAAAAACAAAUGAUAGUCCCACUAAGCCCAAACCAGAUGGGAUGGCGUAUCGCUGCAAAAUGCUGUGGUAGCCAUGCUGGUUAAGUGUGCCUUGAAUUCAAAAUAAAUCACAGACAGUGUCACCAGCAAAGCAUCCCCACACCAUAACACCUCCUUCUCCAUGCUUUACGGUGGGAAAUGCACAUGCAGAGAUAAUCCGUUUACCCACACCGCGUCUCACAAAAACACAGUGGUUGCAAUCCAAAAAUCUCAAAUUUGGACUCCAGACCAAAGGACACAUUUCCACCGAUCUAAUGUCCAUUGCUCGUGUUUCUUGGCCCAAGCAAGUCUCUUCUUAUUAUUGGUGUCCUUUAGUAGUGGUUUCUUUGCAGAAAUUCGACCAUGAAGGCCUGAUUCACACAGUCCCCUCUGAACAGUUAAUGUUGAGAUGUGUCUGUUACUUGAACUCUAUGAAGCAUUUAUUUGGGUUGCAAUUUCUGAGGCUGGUAACUCUAAUGAACUUAUCCUCUGCAGCAGAGGUAACUCUGGGUCUUCCAUUCCUGUGGUGGUCCUCAUGAGAGCCAGUUUCAUCAUAGCUCUUGAUGGUUUUUGCGACUGCACUUGAAGAAACGUUCAAAGUUCUUGAAAUGUUCCGUAUUGACUGACCUUCAUGUCUUAAAGUAGUGAUGGACUGUCGUUUCUCUUUGCUUAUUUGGGCUGUUCUUGCCAUAAUAUGGACUUGGUCUUUUACCAAAUAGGGCUAUCUUCUGUAUACCACCCCUACCUUGUCACAACAAAACUGAUUGGCUCAAACGCAUUAAGAAGGAAAUAAAUUCCACAAGUUAACUUUUAAGAAGGCACACCUGUUAAUUAAAAUGCAUUCCAGGUGACUACCUCAUGAAGCUGGUUGAGAGAAUGCCAAGAGUUUGCAAAGCUGUCAUCAAGGCAAAGGGUGGCUAUUUGAAGAAUCUCAAAUAUAAAAUAUAUUUUGAUUUGUUUAAUACUUUUGUGGUUACUACAUGAUUCCAUAUGUGUUAUUUCAUAGUGUUGAUGUCUUCACUAUUAUUCUACAAUGUAGAAAAUAGUAAAAAUAAAGAAAAACCCUUGAAUGAGUCCAAACUUUUGACUGGUAGUGCAUAUUUAUAAACAUCCUCAUGCUGAGAUUUUAUGUGAAAAGAACAGAAGCAUAAUCAUCCAGGAAGAGAGGCAGAUGGACACAAUGAUAAGCAUGGAGAGUGCUCUUUCCGUCAUCCACAAUACAGAGCCACUACAUAGCGUAAUAUACCUUCAGCACUAAGAGCUGCUCUGCUCUAAUCUCUUCUGUUCUGGGAGGCGGUUUGAGGUUUAUGACAACAGUCAAUAGCAAUACCCAAGGCUUUCCUCCUCCAAAGUACAGGAGGGAUUUUCUCGAUGGAUUGAGUGUGCUAACUUAAUUUGGCUAUCGUUUGUAUUUCCAUGUGCAUUACAUCCUCUCCCAUCCUCUCAUUGUGGCUCAGGCUGCUGUAGUACGGCUUCAUAAAAAAUACCUGCCGUUUAGUCACCUGCCAGAGAUGUGAUUUGCGUUGACGGCAAGGAUUUAAUUUGAGUAAACAGUCGCCUGACACACCUAACUCCUCUCUCUCUCUCUCUCUCUCUCUCUCUCUCUCUCUCUCUCUCUCUCUCUCUUUUUCUCUCUCUCUCCUCUCCCUGUCUCUUUUUUCUCUCUCACUCCCUUCUGCCUUGUCUCUCUCUUUCUUCCUGUCUCUCCCGCUUUCCUGCCUCCUUAUCUCUCUUCCUGUCUCUCCCGCUUUCUUUUUCACCCCCUCUGUCUCUCUCUAUCUACUGCCCUCUUGUUGUAAACCACCCUCCCUCCACUGUGUCUCAUGUGUCAUUGGGCUCCUGUGGUCUGAUCUCUUCUCGUGUUCAGGCUGUUCAGGCUGACUGUGCACUUCUCUUCUCCAUCAGUGAGUGGCUUCAUCUCUGUCUCACUCUCUACAUUUUUCUGUCCGGCUGGAGGGAGAGAGAUGUUGUGGGAAUGCAGAAAAGGUGCCUGCUUUGUCAGGACGGUCAGUCAGUGUGUGUAGUGCAUUGUAGUCUGAGCUGGUCACACUAGGUGUGUGUACUACUCUGUCACUGUUACGGCUUUAUCUGACUGAUCACAGUCUCUCUGUCUCUCUUUAUCUUCACAGAGCCUGUGUUCUACUGCUGCCAUGGUGACCCUGGCCCCACCCUUCUUCCUGCUGUUUUGGCUCCUCCGAUUGGCCAGCACUGCGUUUCCGGAGGAACCGGGGCCUCUGAACUUUAUCCCCACUGAAGGUAACAUCUCUCUCACACACAGGGUGUAGAGUAUUGGGUCAGUGUCAGGGUCUAACAUGGAAGGUGUCAGGAACAGGGUCAGAAAGAGUCAGGGCAUCACAUGCAGAGUGUGGAGUAGUGUGAGGAGUGGGGUCAGGGCUGACAUGCAUAGUGUGAGGAGUAGGGCGUCAGUGAGUUGUGUGGGUGUGAGAUCAUAGUCAGGGUUGAGGUCAGGCUGCUCCCACAGAGGGCCAGACUCUGAGCCUCUAUUAUAUAAGGGCAGUCUCCAGACCAGAACAUAGUUGGCCAUGAUUGACCACAACUCAAUAGUAUCGACCAAGACCUCCCAGCUGAAUUCAGACCCUUCUCAGGCUAUCAAUGCUAAGAUGUAGGACCUGAAGGCUCUCUGAAGUCCUGUAGGGUUGUGGAUUAGGGCAGAUAAUGGACCUAUACUUGGAGGCAACAGUCUCAGCAUAUAUGUGAUGGGUCAAUGGGGAACAGAGAUGGACAGAAUAGUCAUAGGAUAGGACACAGAAGGAGGAGAGAUCAUCCUUUACUUAGUCCUAUAGAAGGAAGCAACAGCAUAGGCUUAUCUGAGAUGGGUGGAUAGGGAACAGAGAUGGACAGAAUAGUGGGAGGUCACAGAAGAAGAAGGAGGAGGGCACUCUAUCACUUACUCCAGUCAAGGCCAAUAAGAGAUGGCAGCAUUAGACAGUUUCCCAUGGUAACUCAGCUGAUGUAUGGUUCCCUCUCCCCUGUGUUCUCCCUCUGCUCUCUCCCCUCUCUGUUCACCCCCCCUACUACUGCAUGAUAAGAAAAUUAUGUAACUCCCUCUUUUUCUCUCUCUUCUCCUCUCUCUCAUCCCUUUCUCUCCUCCUUCUCUCUCUCAUCCCUCUCUCUUAUCUUCUGUCUCUCUUUUUCUCUCUCCCUCACUGCUCUAUCCUUCUUCUCUCUCUCUCACCCUUCUCUCUCAUCCUCUGACUCUCUCUCUCUCUCUAAACAGUGGUCCGGCAGUACCCAGUGUUUCUGGGUCGGCCACAUCGUUCAGCCCUGAGACAGGAGACACUGCAUAUUCAGAGAGUUCUCAAGGUGAACCGGACCCUCUACAUUGGAGCCAGGUAUAUUUCUAGCCACAAACAUAAAUGUAUUCAUCAGAUUUGAGCCACGAGCAUUAAUGUAUUUAUUCAGCCAUCUUUUAUAAUCCUGCGUACAUUGUCUGUGUAUCGUAAAUCACAUAUGAAAGUAAAUGCUAUUGAAUCUGAAUACAUUUGUAUCAAAUUAAUCUCAAAGCACGCAAAGGACAUUAUCUGAGCUAGUUGUGGCCGUGGCUAUAGAAGUGAGAGCUUGACCCCCACCCACAGAGUGUCGAUCAGGCCAGGCUGGGUAGAGCCAGCCAGAAGGCUUAAUGUGCUGAUCCUGGUUAGACAUUAGUCUGUGGUGGGUGGGGUUGGACCAGAGGGCACACAGGUGUGGAAGUUUGUUCAAUUACAUCUGUCGUCUUGUCUGCCCUUUCCAACCAGAAAUAAAAAACACAAAUCAAUCUUCUUCUAAUACUCUAAAAUAUGAAUGAUGAUGUCACAGACUAGCUUAAUAUUACUGGGAACUUAUUAAAAAAGACUUCAAUGUCCAUGUAGGGCAGACAUAUGGUGGUGGUUACAGCAGACUAGCUAGCUAAACCAUAGACAUCCCCAAUAAGGAGCCCCAUACUGUGUCAGGAAAUGACCCGGUCCAUGGCCUUUGGCCUUUCUCUAACCUCAAAUCCAGAGGCCUGAUAAUAAAUAAUUAUGUCAAAUCCUGCAGCGUUUGGCUCCAGCCAUUCUGACUACACAGCCUAGUAAUAAAACCCAGAGCCUGAAGACAGGAGGCCUGUAGUCACCGCUGCCUGUCUGACUGCAGGUUAGUGAUCAAAUAUAACCACAACCAGGAAACUCAUGUUUUAGUGCCACUGUUACAUGAUAGAAAAGGUAAACUAAUGCCUAUGUCUCAGUGAACCGGAUGAUAGUGAAAUCCAAUAGCCAGAGCUAGUGGGAGCCAGAGCUAGUGUGUGUGUGUGUGUGUGUUGUGCAUGUGUGUGCAUGCGUCCGUGUGUCUGUGUGUCUGUGUGUAUAAAUGUUGAGCCGGGCUGCCAAAAGCCAAGCAGAUAGACUUAAAAGAGCAAAGGUGCCUGAGUACCUGUGGGGAGGCAGGGCCGAUUGGCUGAAAGCUGCAGCAGAGUGGCUGGACUGAUAAGAGGCUCCAGUGAGCCCAAAUCCUGUCACCAUUAGCUUAGGUGUUCAUACCGCAACGACUAUUAAAGCCCUGCCCCAAGCCCCAAGCACCUGGUGGGGAGCUUCUGUCACUCUGUCCUCUCCCUACUGGCUGGCCACAGAUGGAGAGAGAGGGAGGGAGAGUGGGGGGGGGGGGGGGGACUAAUGAGCAACACCGUAGCUCCCCAACUGUCCCUCUAUUAGGCCCUGUGGAGCCAGAGAAAGUACACACACCUAGUCGCCAGGCGUUGGAACCGGUUCAGAACAGAAAACCUAGACAUUUUUUAUCAAGGUACACAAUCAGAACCGGGAAUGAAAGUGAUCUAUACUGUUCCGGAACAGAACCGUUAUUUUAAAAGCAUGGGAACUGGUUAAUAACGUUAUUUUAUAUCGUGGGCAACAAAGCGCCUAUGCAAAGCCCUCCCUCUGUCAAGGCUAGUAAGGGAUACUAUAGUUAUCACAUUUCACAUUGGAUUUAUUAACUACAAAAUGGUAAGGCGUGUUUUUAGUUCUGGUGCUGCUCUUCACACACAAGCUUGUUAGCUAGCUAGCUACUGUGGUCCAACAUUAAGCCAACUCUGACAUUCAAAGUUCCUCCAUAGAAGCCCCUCCGUAGGUAUAAUUCUGUGGGCCUAAUUCAGAUAAUGCAUGUCAUAACAAGGUGCCCAGCGCUUCAAGCCUCCUCCUCAACCCUCUCUUGCUCUCUCUCUACUGUAUUAGCUCACGCUCCAGUGCUCUCCUCUCUAUAAGUAGAUGUGUGGACUCCCUGGACCUGUCACACAGCUCCAGAUCCACUGGACUAAUCCACAGAAAUAAACCAAUUGAGUAGUGCUUAUCCCAAAAGGAGAGAGGCUACCAAGGAACAUGGCAAUACAUGAUUAAUUGGUUCCAAUUAUGGUAAACCGUAAGAAGAUUUUGCCAUCUGGAGCAGGAGAGAGGGAGUAGAAUCUAUCUCUCCAUUAGAGGCUGAAGAGUGAGAGUGAGCAGAGUCGCUGCCAGACCAGACCAUCCGCUGGCCACAGAGAGAUGCAGACCUCAGAGGUCACAGGGGGAUCAUCUACGUGACAUAUAGAUGAACAGUCUCCACAGACGCUUCAGAAUAGAGCCGUCUUGGGUCUGGCUACAGAUUCCACUCAGCUGUAGGGAGUGACAUAGCAAACAGGAAGUAGCAUGCAGACAGAGGGACAUAGCGACAGAGUCACUCAGUCAGCACAGGGAGGGUCAGGGUCACUGAUUGGUCAGAAACUUCUCCUUUUCAGUUUCAUCUAUUUGUGUGGCGUUCUCUGCAAAGUCAUUGUCUGACGGCUCAGAAAGACUCAGAGAAGCUCAGUGUCUGACGGCUCAGAAAGACUCAGAGAAGCUCAGUGUCUGAACGGCCCAAAAAAGGCAUUUAAGAAUAAAACAAAAUGUUGUCCACUUUAGACAGUUCACAGGGUUGUUGCCUAUAAAUACGGAUGGCAACCCACACACGUAUAUAUUCUGUUAACUCAAUUUGCAGGUCUGCAAAUGCCAGUCGGAGGAAUUAUGAGUGGUUGUCAGGGAGAUCGACGGCCUAGCCUGCCUUGUGAACAUCCUGCAACAUAAACUAUGUAAAAUGCAACAGUAAAGCAGAGAAAUCACUCAAACAGCCUGAAGGAGACCAGAGAGGCAGAACAAUAUCAACUGGCCUCUUCAAACCACAGCAGCCUUGGCUGCUGGCUACACCCACUAGGAGGCCUGUUCACAUUUUCAUAUGUUAAUACUGGACAGGGCUGAAGUGCUCUGGAUGCGAUUACGCCACACUCACUGCCCUACUUGAUUGUUUGUAGGCUGCUUAAACUUUGACCCAGCCAAAUGAGCAAGGCACAAAGUAAGUGUAUGGUAAUUCUACCCACAUCACUUAACCACCGUCCUGUAUUGUGAGGGAGGUAACCUAGGGAGGGAAUCUUUUAACAAACCUAGAGGAGCCACCAGUGAAUAAUUCAGUAGAGGAGCGCUUAGGCUUACCAUGUUCCCCUCACCAAAGACACUCACAUGCACGCACACACACACACAUGCACACACACUCUGACACACACAGACAGAGCCUGCCUUCUGCUGAGGAGUAAGGCAGAGCAGCACAGAUGGAAGGCAGAGCUAGAUCUAGGAGAUAAGAUCGAUACUGCUGCAAUUACAUAGCUUUGGCAUAUUUACAGAUUAGAACAUUCAAAGCCUGGUGUCUGAAAGGAGCUUGGCAUAACCAGAGCCUCUCCAGUUUAUUUGCCAGAGAUACAGGACCUUGAUCAAUAUGCAACAUCAGCUGUUAGCAUCUUCCUUAAGGCUCCUGCCCUAACUCAGAUUCUAAAGGCACUUUCACAGGCACGGCAAGGUUAUACAAGAAUUAUGAACGUAUUAGCAGUGAGUAGCAUGAAUGCAUGGUAUUAUAUGAUGAGACCUCUCAUUGGCAUUGUGUGCUGUCUGUGUGGGGGUGCGUUAUGAACGCAGGCAAACUUCUUGAUUAAAUCAUCCAUUAAUUCAAUUUCUUCUGAAGUGAGACAAUUCAGGCCUCCCAGCAAAACCAACUUUACUGCAAGUGAACUCAAAUGAGACCCAAACUAAACCAAGGGGAAAAACAAGUGCCCAUUAUGCAAUUCAAAAUGUGUAUUUAUCAACCAUAGCCUGAAAUGUAUCCCAUUAUACAGAGCUGUUUUAUUCAGAUAUAUUGUAAAUUGUUACAUAGUUAUAGCCCACAGAUGUCAUAGCCUACAGUGCAUGAACAGACAAAAAAGAUUCUUACAUUUUUGGUUCUCAAACAUUUAAUCUUCUCCAACCAUUAUUCUGUAGCAUGUCCAGAAUUGCCCAUAAGACAGUAGAGUAUUUCUAGUGCCAUUAUGUGUGAGAGCAUGUGGAGUGCAGUUGAGUGCCUGUCUAAGACUUAGCUAACUUUGUCUUGCUGUUGGCUGACUGCCAUGCUCUUUGUCUGUCAGGGAUGACCUUUUCCGCGUGGAGCUGGACAAUGUGGCAGGAGAAGAGAUGUUCUACAGUAAGGUGAGGCCCUCUCCAUGCACACACACCUCAUUAACAUCUUAGAGUACUGUCUAACCAGCUUAACUGACACUGUUGGAAUGCCAAUGUCUGUCUGUUAUAGAAGAGAACAUGGGAGUCCAACAAAAACGACAUCAGGACGUGCAGGAUGAAGGGCAAGCACGAGGUGAGCUGGGGAAUGCAUGAUCGCACACACAAACACACACUUUCAGGGUUGCACACACACACACACUGAAACAUGGCACAGGCCCCACCUUAUCACCUGGUGCCAGGCAUUCAUGGUGCCAACGGUUUGACUGGCAUCCUGCUGGCUCUACUUAGCGGAGGAGCCACAACCAUGUGCCACCCCCAGUGUUCCUGAUCACCUAAACCAUGACACACUUCAGAGGUCCAGCCCUCCCACCCACCCCCUUUAUAAACAUGGCCGCCUCGCAGGACAUUACAGUUGUGGUGUGUGCCCUCACAAAAUGGAAGGGGGGGGACAAGGAGGUUGAGAUGUAGCGAAGAAUGGACAGUGAAACAGUCCUCACAGUCAACCCAAUCCAAGCAUGACUACCUCAGCUAUCUCUCACACAUCCACUCUCCCUCCUCUGCACUUCUCUCGCCCCCACCAACACACAGCGGGCGGAUCAGUGCCUCUCCCUUCUGACUUCACACACAUUCUCCCAGCUCACACACCAACCCACACACAAACCGACCAGGGCAUUAUUGAAAGGUGUCAGUGUGGGAGAGAGAAUAAAGACUGAUUUAACACUGAAAAUAUCACCUGACAUCAAAUCUGUGUGAGACACCCCUAGACAAAGGCUCAACGGAGAAUAGGGAGAGGAAGGUGGAGGAGGUAGCCUAGCAGCAGGUAGCCUAGCAGCAGGUAGCCUAGCGGUUAAGAGCGUUGGGCCAGUAACCGAAAGGUUGCUGGUUCGAUUCUCCGAGCCGACUAGGUGAAAAAUCUGUCGAUGUGCCCUUGAGCAAGGCACUUAACCCUAAUUGCUCCUGUAAGUCGCUCUGGAUAAGAGCGUCUGCUAAAUGACAACAAUGUAAAAUGAAACAAAGGUGGUUAUGGCGGGGAGAGCGAGAGAGAGGGUGGGGAGUCAGUCCCACCUGCCUGCCCCUGAGGAGAGCCACAGGCCUGACUGAGAAGAAUAAAAGGCCAUCCUGCCCCUAAUGACUCUGGUAAUGCAGUGAGUCACACAAAAAUUAGGCAGUGAUAAGAGCACCAGGCCCCUCAUCCCCUAGCCUUGACCCACAUGGACACGGACACAUGCACACACCUCUAUCCUCUAGGCCCCUGUCACCCACUCACUCUCUGCUCUCCUCCACCCACACCAUCCAUCCUCCACCCACACCCUCCACCCACAUCCUCCACCCUCCUCCUCCACCCACCCACACCCUCCUCCACCCACCCACACCAUCCAUCUUCCACCCACACCAUCCAUCCUCCACCCUCCUCCUCCACCCACACCCUCCUCCACCCACCCACACCAUCCAUCUUCCACUCACACCAUCCAUCCUCCACCCUCCUCCUCCACCCACACCAUCAACUUAUCCACUUCACCUCCUCCAAAUGUCCUGUCCUGCUCCCGGGAUGGUUUUGUCAGAUGUGAUACAUUCGUCACCAGAGUAAUUGGUUUUGUAAUUAAAUGUUUCUGGUUGGUUGAUCAGAAAGGGCAUACUCUCAUAAUUAGGUGGGAAAUUCAAUAUCCUAAUUUUUUGCCUUUUCUCCUCCUGGUGGACCUUAAAGGAUACAUUUUAUUGUCCAGCUGAUUGGACAAUCUUUCUCGCCCUCUAUUUCUUUCUCCCUCCCUUUCUCCCAACCCUGGAGACUGUCUCAGUUGUAUUCAGCCCAGACUCAAAAACAGAGAGAGAGAGAGAGAGAGAGAGAGAGAGAGAGAGAGACUCCCCGGCUGGGGCUGGCUCAAUGCCAAGCACAAGGGCAAGGCCAGUCAGUAUGCAAACAAAGAAAUUCCAUAUAGACUUUUUUAAAGAGCUGUUUUGCAUUGUUAUGUGCAGCACUUAGUGAGAUUGUUUGAUCAAUAUGUUGUUGAUACCCACUCUCAGAGGGGGUCUACAUUUCAGUCAUCUAUACCAGACAAGAACAGUCUCACCAUGAUAUGGUUUCACAGCUUAUUGUAUGUGUAUUAUAUAGUAUCUCUGCAGAUGCCCUAUAUACAGCAACUCUCCGGAUGCCCAAAACAACCUUGGAAUGGUGAACAUGUUUCUGAGUUCUUAGCAGGCCACAUACUGCAGUAAUUUGGGUUGUUCUGGUCAAGAAUAGACCGCAGUGUACUCGACAGAGAGCUGACCCUGCAAUCUCCAGGUCACCCGUCAGGUGUCCUAACCACUACUGCCACAAAGCUGUCUUCAUUAGUCUCUGGAUCUCUCCCUCCUCCUCCUCCUCCUCCUCUUCUUCUUCAGGGGAGAUGUUGAUGCUGGCCUGUAGUGUAUUCACUCAGGAUUAGCAUCAAACAGUCUCUGCGAGAGACAAGACAAGCUCGGGAGGGGAUGCGGAUUAGUACUAGCAUGCUGAGUAAGAGAGGAUGCGGGCAGGAAGUGCUUUUGUACUGGCAAAUUUGUGCUAAUUUAGCACUGCUGUUAAUUUGUCCUCCGCAUUCACCCCCCGCCCGCUCGUGCCCCAGUCACUCUGCCUUACGUCAAAGUCUGAGUCAGACUGUUGCUUGAAAUGACAGACCUGCUGCUGAUGAUCAGAGUCAAGCGUGGCUCACCCAAGGAGAGGGAGGUGACAGGAAAGCAAAGAGGAGGAGAGGAGGAGAGGAGAGUAGCCUGCUGGAGUGUGGGAAGAGUUCUGGCUCUGGAGAACUUGGCAAAGACACCUCUGUUCUGCCUCAUCUCAGCAGUGAUGGACUCAAUCGAGCAUGCUACGGAAACAUGUAAGGUUUUAGUGAGAAGCUGUUUGCUAAAUAUUACCAUGUGAUGGGGCAGCGUAGCUGGUGUGUGUCGUUUGAGCCUGGCUAAACUCGGCUGUGCUAAUUAGCUCAUCCUCAGUUUAGUAAAAACAUCAUGGUCCGAGGAAGUCGGUUUCUUUUAGUGGAGUUCCUUGACUAACAUACUGUAGGUUUACAGUAAGGGGAGCCACCCUGGUGAAUUGUGCAAUCAGUUUCAACAUCAGGAGGAUUAGAUCAAUGGAAACCAGAUGCACUAGUCUAGGUGGAGGAAGUCUUCAUUAGUAAUGCUCUCUGACUGCGGUAGGUUGUUGUGAGCAGAUGUGUUGUGGUAACAGAGGUUGUUGUUCCUCUGAGUGAGGUCUGGGUCUGUCUGAGACUGACUGAGGGAUGGGCUAGAGGCUGGGAAUUAGCAGGGAGAGGAAUGUUCAGGUCUGCAGUAGACAGAAACCUCAGUGUGUAUAGUCCCACACACACACACACAAACACACACACACACAGAUACACACACAGACACACACACACACACACACACACACACACACACACAGACACACACAGACACACACAAUACCACAAAUACCAACAUGUUUAUGUUUGUAUUCAUAUGUGCGGCACACUGCGUAACUCAUCCUGGCUGCUCUGUAAUAAUAAUGUAGGGUGUAACACAAACAGUGAGAAGUGGAGCUGCGAUCAUCUGGAUGUGGGUCACAUGAAAGAACUGCCAGCCAGCACAGGUGGUGCUUUGUCUGGAGUGUACCCAGGGAGAGGAAAGGGUGAGAGGGGAGAGAGGAGGGAAACAGGGGGAAGGAGAGACGAGGCUGUGUGGUUUAAAACAGUAGACAAAUCAAAUCUGUAUAUGGAGGCAGAUUGUAAAAGAAAAAAGAAUAAAAGUCAAGCGAAUAAAGCGAUACACCAUGGCUCACGAUGAUGCAAGAGAUGAGAGGCUUCCAAACAGUAUAAAUCCCUGUUGUUUAAACUGCAGACAUCCUGUAUUUCAAUUUACACUGCAGGUCCAUGCCAAAAGCCCACACUUCAUGUGAUGGUAUUUAUUGUACAAUCUUAACUGAGAUUUUGGCGCUGUGUCUCGAUCUGUCAUUAAGCAUCUAGUGUGUUACAUCUGGCUUUAUGCUUUUAGCCUAUAGACCGCAGACCCACUGAAAAACAAACAUGCAAAUCACACUGAUAUGAACACUGAAUCUGUGCAGUGACACACACACACACGCAUACACGCACGCACACACACACACACACACACACACACACACAUAUACACACACACACACACACACACACACACACACACACACACACACACACACACACAUGAUUUAGUAUGCAGUGAGUAGUGGCUCCCUGUCUAGUACCACAGCGGUGUGAGGAAUUCUAACCUCACCUCACUCUACACACGUUGCCGCCCCCCGCCACCCCUGCUCGGCCGCUCUGCUCCACCGUGGAUAAGAUGCUGUCUGGAAUAACACUCACCCCAUAGCCCUCCCCCUCCUCCUCCCAUCCCCACUCCCUCCAAUGACAUCAGUGGCUCUGCUCAGUGAGUGGACCCCCGUGGUGGAGGGGCUGAGGCGCCAGGCACAGGGCCAGGAGCUGGAGCUGGAGCCACGCUGACUGGGACAGGAGAGGGGAGGGAGGGGGGUACAGGCCACUAGGGAUUUACAUGUACAGGGAUACAACUCACUGCAUAGACACACACUCACACAUAUUACAGAAAUAAAAUGUUGAACUAUAAAUUUUUUACAUUUGACAUUUUAGUCAUUUAGCAGACGCUCUUAUCCAGAGCGACUUACAUAUUGGAUCUGCUGGUGAUUGCUGUGCUGCUUAUUAACAUGGUAAUAAGGGUUGUACCACCGCAGUGAAGCGAGUGGUGGUUGAAAGCCUAAGGUUAGCUGGGAUUUCCAUCUGUCAUUCAAUGGCUGGUGUGAGCCAAUCGAAAGUCUUUGAAGCUACAGGCGGGCAGACAGGUAGCCUCUGUAGGCCUGAAUAAUGAGGUGAUUGACAGUGUUAAUGAUAUGAUAAUUCCUCCCAUCAUGCAUUUAGAAGCCUCAUUUCACCUAGCAGUAGGAUAAUAAGUCACAGACUAUCCAUUCUGAUUUCGACCCCCUCAUUUCUCCCUCUCUGUCUCUUAUCAGGACGAGUGUCGGAACUUCAUGAAGGUUUUGUUGAGUCGACAAGGAGGUCUGUUUGUCUGUGGGACCAACGCCUUCAAUCCGCUGUGUGCCAACUAUACUGUGAGUACCUAUAGAACACACGCAUUCUGUCUGACUCAAACAGCAGUCAUUACUGCUUCGGGAAGCUGAGCACAUCUCUACCUGUCAGCAGUCCAGCCAUGCAUCAGGCCUAGUGAUUGGGGCGUCAUUGAUAAAUGGACUAUUCCUUUUUCCUGGAACCUAGCAUGUUGCUUACUUACAAAUGUACAACUUGUUUUCUGUCAUUUUUUCCGUAUCUAAGGCAGAGAGAGAGAGGCCCUUAGAGCGGCUAGAUAUGAGUAGCUAUUGCACCACGCUUAAACUUGUAUGUGGCGCUUGUUAUUGUAGAGUGGCAGAGACAGAUGGUCAUAGUGCAGAGCCGAAGGGCUGGGAGAGGGGCAGCUGGAACUACGGAGGAGGCUGUGCUUAUGAUGUGUCUGGGUGGUUCGUUUCUUUGCCUCUGGUGAAACCCAGGCAGACAGGUAGAAGGAAAACGCUAAGUGGUUGCACUGCUCAUGUACCUGAUGAAAGAGCACACCUCGGACUAAUGAGUUGAAAAAGCUCAGCAAAAUGUGUGCAUUAAUAUUAAUGAUUUGCUCAGUUGAUUUCUGAACAUUCCUCCAGAAUACUGUAUCUAUAAGCGGAGUAAAUGAGGGAGGGAGGGAGGGAGGAAGGAAGGAAGGAAGGAAGGAAGGAAGGAAGGAAGGAAGGAAGGAAGGAAGGAAGGAAGGAAGGAAGGAAGGAAGGAAGGAAGGAAGGAAGGAAGGAAGGAAGGAAGGAAGGAAGGAAGGAAGGAAGGAAGGAAGGAAGGAAGGAGACGGGGGCAUCCAGUUUAAGUGUCAAAGGCUUUCAGGGAAGUGUUAUAUUCCGUCUGUCACAUCUCCAACAUACCAGCACACUGACUCCCUCUAUACCUGGCCCAUUAUCUUUGGCUGUUAAUGAGCAGUGAAACCUGUGUAGGGAUGACAUGCUCAGGGCUUCUUCUGGGACUAGUUAGCAAACCUAGGGUUUAUUUAUAGCUGGUUUUAAUGACAACCACAGCAUUUCAUUUAUUUAAUUCAUUUUCAAUCGUCUGUGUAACUUUGAUUUCGCCUGUGGUUGUUUAGCUGUAUGCAUUUCAAAAGGUUGCGUUUCUGUGUAUUUGUGCCUGUCAGGGGGUGUAUGUGUUUCUGUUGUUGUUUCUGUUGUUGUUGUUGUUGUUGUUGUCUUCACUAUUUGCACGAUUGCAGAGGGAGAAUAAUAAUGUUGUGAAUAUGUUAUAAUAUAUGCUAAUUGCCAUACUCUAUCUGCAUGUAUGUCAAAUCAAAUCAAAUGUUAUUUGUCACAUGCGCCGAGUACAAUGGGUGUAGACUUCACCGUGAAAUGCUUGCUUACUUGCACUUCCCAACGACGCAGAGUUAAAAAAUAUGUGAGGGUGAACUUCACUCUUUGUUUCCCAGCAACACUAUAUAGUGUACUGUGUGUGUGUGUGUGUGUGUGUGUGUGUGUUCCAGGGAGACACUCUGGAGAUGGUGGGAGAGACAGUCAGUGGGAUGGCCCGCUGCCCCUAUGACCCUAAACACGCCAACGUGGCUCUGUUUGCAGGUGAGGAAAAAACACUAUCAUUGUGUAGCAUAAGUAGUUUCCCAUCAUCACAUCAACUAUGGCAGUGGCUGAAACAAUAGGAAGCCUUUAUUCAGUUGUUAAUUUGAGCCGGAUCCUGUUUUGGACUGGCAUGAAAAAUAAUAAUAAAAGCCAUCAAAGUUUCAGUUGCCUCUUCGUUAAUUCUCCUGUCCCCCACAAAAAAACCAAAUGUGAAAACGUAGAUUUUCUGCCCGGGCCUAAUAUUCUAAGAGUUGAUUUGGGUUGGGCAACAUUGUAACUAACCUAUGUUUGAGACCAACGCUUGGCGUUGGCUAUGUGAGAAGCGCAUCAUUAUGUCUCACAUAACUAGAAUGAGAUUCACUUUCUAUGAUCUCACUCCCUAUCUCUACUCUGAUAGACAUGAGCCUGCAACUCUCAUCUCUCCAGCAUUGCACUUCAUCAUUUAUUUCCUUAUAGAAUCAUAGCCACGCAAAGUGUUAUGAAUGAACUGCAGGACCCCUGAUACAUGUAAAUACAUUACAUUUGCCAAAGUUUUAGAAUUACUGCUGUCUGUUCAGAAAUAAAUGAAAUAAUUCAGAAUAGCCUACUACACCUCGAGAAGGCCUAUAAUUUAGCGACAGAGGAUCAAUAGCUGUGGAUUGUAGGCCAAUAACAAGGAAUAGCCUACAGUUGGGAACGCCCAGCAAAUCUGUCAGAGAAACAACAGCACCCAGACAAAACAGGCCUUUCACAAUAUUUCAAAUACAAUCGAGGGAAAACACUGGUUGGAAAGCAAAUGGCUCCUGCUGAAAAGAGAAGACUCUAUGCUGUAAACUACCAAAAUAUUUGAUAAACUUCCAAAUAUUGUUUUACAAAAGAGAGAGAGAGAUAGGCUUUUGGCACGAGCACGUCGGCCAUCACCAGCAAGUGAGCUGCGCAUCAUUGGGUGAGUCAGUAAAACUGGAAAGUAUUUUUAGGACUAUAAUUUCCUCCUCAUAUUGUAGCCUAUAAUAUGUCUCCACACACCUAGGCCUAGGCUAUUGAUGGAUUCAAAACAAGGUCGUUUUUAUUGAUCUCAGAUUAUCAAUUUGUCAGUGCCAAAGUAGCCUGCCAUUUCGAUCAUUUGUGCGGUAUUAAAAAAAAUUCUGCCAAAGUCUUCAGUCAUGUAAAAUUAUGUAGAAUUGCAUGAAAUGCGUUUAUAAAAGGCCAACAUUUUCUCGGACCCUAGAAUACUAAAACAUUUCCCCAUGUGUGCAACUUCAAUAAGUGCCUCUACUCUGCUGCUCUAUGCCACUAUGCAAAUGCGAUGAUAUGCAUGCAAUGCUUUAUUAUAAAGGUUUUAUUUUUUUUCUCAUGCGUUCCACUACCUCAGAACUCCCCAGGUCACCCCACUCUCGCACGUACUUUUUGUUCCGGCACCUCCCGAUUUACAAAUUAAACACUGCCUUUAUUGCACAUUACUGGGCAGUAGAAAUAGACUGAUUUGUCCACUCUGCACUAGAAGCUCUGUUGCACCACUGCAAUUAUUUCAUCUAAUUAUACAUUGUUAAUUGGUCAACAGUCAUAUGCAUUGAUUAGUGUACUGUACUGUCAUUAUAUGAACCAUCCUCUGCAAUUUCUUUAUAGGUUGUGAGAUGAGCUGUAAUUGUCUCGAUGUCCCAUUCUCACUGAUCCGGUGUGUGUUUUUGCCAGAGGGGAAUCUGUUUACGGCCACUGUGACGGACUUCCUGGCGAUAGACGCUGUGAUCUACCGUAGCCUGGGGGACAGUCCUGCACUUCGCACUGUCAAACACGACUCCAAAUGGUUCAGAGGUACGUUUGUGUGUAUUUGUUAAUGUGUGUGUGCAAUUGUGUGUGUGUGUAUGUGUGUCUGUGGGUGCAUGUGUGUGUCUGUGUAUGUAUUGUAUUUGUGCGUGUGUUGUCUCUGUUGUUGUUGUUUAAAGACAAUGUGUUUAUGUCCACAUCACUUAGUAUCAGGAUCAAUAUCUGUGUCAGAUUCACUGCGUGAGCCUUGGUCAGCAGCAUCCCUGCUGAGGUCAGAGGAACCAGGGCUCAGGUCUGCUCUGUGCCUGUGGGCUAUGCUUGAUGGUGUUCAGUAGGCAUGACACAAUAACAUGUUUUGAAACUGACAAUGAAAAGGAGCCACCUAGCUGAUACCUCUAUUUCCAACCUUUUCUCCAACUUUGUGCAUACUAAACACAACCCUGGUGUUUGUGGCUGGGAUCUAGGGAGGCAUCCGAUUCAGUCUCUUACAGUAGCUAUCCCUGUGUAACACAGCCCUCUCCCCUCCUUUUCCAGAGCCCUAUUUUGUCAGUUCAGUAGAAUGGGGUCCUCACAUCUACUUUUUCUUCAGAGAGAUGGCCGUGGAGUUUAACUACCUGGAGAAGGUACGAGACAAACUGGUAAAGCUUUGAACACGCCCCUGUGUGUCGUGUGUCUGCCUGCCUGGAUGUUCCAUCUCAUGUAAUUAUUCAAAUGUCAAUACCGGCCUAGUACUUCUGAUGACCUUUUUCCAUUUAUCUUUGUGUCUGUGUUUCUGUGUAUCUGUGCUGUUGCAUAUCUAAUAUAAUAACAGUGGACUAUGCAAACAACGUUGCGUCUGAAUUAGACGGGGAAAAGCGUUUUCAUAACAGCUCCAAAUGGCAUCAGUCAAAUCAGAUUUGUGAUACGUGCUCAUGAAAAAAUAGGACAGUAACAAGAAGCCUUUUUAUCUUAUAAAUUAGUAAUUCAUAUUUGGUGGAAAUGUGCUGGCGCAGGCAUUUCAUGCUGCAUGUUUAUAGGGCUCUCAGUAAGUGGAGACUUACACUGUACCACAGUUGUGUGGGUUGAGAUUGUUCAAAGAAGCCAUUUGAAAUGCACUGACAUAUCCAUGAAUAAUACAUAUUAAUUCACAAAUGUGGUCGUACGCUUUGCAAAUACUUAAAAAUUAUAUGAUUAAAAAUCACCCAAGAGCUAAAAAGGGUUUCAACUUCGUUUUGGAAGAAUGUUUAUUGUGGUAUAAAACUGAAUAUAUUUUCAGUUCUGACUUAAAUCUAUCAAUCUUUAUUAAACCUUACUCAUGAAUAUGAGCCCAUGAAUAUAUCAACCACUAAAUCUAAUGUGUGAAAUAUGUGUGCUUCAAGCUGUCCCAGCACGGAAAGCUCUGUACAUGGUCAUUGAUGUGUAGUAUGGUGCGAGGUCAUUGACUGUUCUGUCUGUUCCACGUGCUUGCGUGCAUGUGUGUUCAGGUACAGGUGUCUCGGGUGGCGCGGGUGUGUAAGGCGGACCUGGGUGGCUCUCAGAGGGUGUUGGAGAAGCAGUGGACGUCGUUCCUGAAAGCCAGACUGAACUGCUCCGUCCCUGGAGACUCCCACUUCUACUUCAACCUACUCCAUUCCACCAGCCCUGUCAUCAGCAUGCACGGCAGGGACAUCAUCCUGGGAGUCUUCUCCACCCCUGCUAACAGGUACACACAGACACACAGACAGACAGACAAACAAACAGGCAGACACAGACAGACACAGACAGUCAGACAGACAGACAGACAGACAGACAGGCAGGCAGGCAGGCAGGCAGGCAGGCAGGCAGGCAGGCAGGCAGGCAGGCAGGCAGGCAGGCAGGCAGGCAGGCAGGCAGGCAGGCAGGCAGGCAGGCAGGCAGGCAGACAGACAGACAGACAGACAGACAGACAGACAGACAGACAGACAGACAGACAGACAGACAGACAGACAGACAGACAGACAGGCAGACAGACAGACAGACAGACAGACAGACAGACAGGCAGGCAGGCAGGCAGGCAGGCAGGCAGGCAGGCAGGCAGGCAGGGAGGGAGGGAGGUCCCUGAAAAGAGGGCUAUGGUCAGGGCUUAUGUGGGAAGAUACAGUUCUGGAUUAGGCACAUUUAUUUGCCACAAGCAUUUGCUUUUAGAGAGGCAAAACAUUCUGUUAAAGGAUUGGAGUGAUGAAAUGGAAGAAAAAGGUUGUUAUUUUGAAGAGAUUGGAGUGAUGCAAUAGUACGAGAAGGAACGAGGGAUGCUCUUGGUAAUAGAAGGAUUAGAUGAGGCUAAAGAUGUUUGCAGAGAAAGCAUGAGAGAGCAUAAUAAACAGACUGAACAAUGCAAGGGAGGAGAGGAAAGGUCCCCUGAGCUGCAUUGUGUGUGUGUGUGUGUGUGUGUGCCUCCUGUGUUAUAUACCGUAUAUAAUGCAGAAGUGUUGGGCUAUCACCUGAGAGAUGAGAGUGCUGUGUAUACAGAGCAGACUCUAAUAGGCAAUCGAUGCAGGUCUCCCAAGUAGAGGAGCCAGCAGGAUGUACAUCAGUAGAGGGCAAAUCUCAACUAAUGCUAGCUCUAAUAACAUCCUCUACUCAUAAUGGCUGCUGUUGUGGCAGCCAGGAGAGAAAGAGAGGGAGGAGAGAGAAAAGAGAGGAAGGGGGAGUGAAGAGAGAGUGGAGGAAGACCCUCUCAAACCCUUUCAAGGACAAGGAAGUCAAUAAUGGGGCACAUCUGCAGCUCUCCUGCCCGCCACCAUUUAAGAGUUAAAACGGUUUCAUCAGCUGCAUCUUAUCUUUUGGCCGGAGGGCUAAGAGGGCUGGGAGAUGGAUGGGAGCGGUGUGCCUGCAGAGAGAGAUGGAUGGUUUACAGGGCCAACAAUGACUCCCAGAUAACAUUGUGACCAGCAUGUCAGGGAGAGGCCCAGCUGAACACACACUAACACACACUACCCGCCUGGGCACCGCUCCGCCGCUGUGCUCCAUUAUAAACAGCUGGAGGCAGAGAGAGAGAGACAGAGAGACAGAGAGGAAAAGGUUUAAGAGAGAGAGGGGGAAGAGAGAGACAGAGAGGUACGCCAUAAACCUCCCCAACCAUGUGUGGUCCUCUGCACCGUACUUUUAAAGCUCUUACCAGACAAAUUGCAUGUGGUGGGAACAGCAGGGAAGAGGAUUUGGUAAAUCUGGAGUGGCCAUUUUGAGAUACUGUAUCAUCACCCGCGUGUGCACAUGUGCUACUAGGGUGGGAAUUGUGGAAAAGGAGCUCUGGUUUAAGAGUUUCCCACCAGCUUCCCUUAAUGUUUGCUUGUUAUUCUUCAGGUGUUCAUGCCUACAAACCCACAAUAGAGUUUACAGCCCCAUGAAACAGCCCACAGCUGCUGAGGCCUCUAUCUCCAAUUCUGGUCUAUGAUGUCAGCGUUAGCUAGCUUAGCAACACAAACGCCAAACCCUCCUGGGUUUCCAGUUCUUCAGCGUGUCCACUUCUCCUGCCCCUGCUCCUUCCUGUCUGAGGGGAUGAAAGGGAGGCUUGGGUUUCCUCUGAGCACCUGAUCCUCCUCACAGCACAGGCCAACCAAACCCCCUGGAGCUGCAGGAGGUAAGGGAGCUAGAGGAGCAGUGGAAGCUAUAAUAUGAGAGAGCCUCUGAGCCUGCAGGUGAAAGGGAGGGGUGCUUUUUAUAGCAGCAGGAUAGAGAGACAAUUUGAGAAGAUAACAUGGAGGUCAGACAAGUCCGGCUAGGCUAGGAAUGGGCUUCGUUGUACUAGAUUUGCCCUGACCGGAUGGUGCCUGGGCCUCGGCUGGAGAAGUUCAGGGCUCUGGGGUGAGUUAGUUAGAGUGAGUUAGUUAAAGCAUACGGCUCUCUUGGGAGCCAGCCUCAGAGGAGCCAUCAAGAAGACAUGGUGUCAGAAGGAGGCGUCUGCAGUUGACAGGGGAGCUGUGAGGCUAUGACACCAGGGAGACAUGGCGGGAGUCACAGCUGGAUAUGUCCCCCGGGCCCUGGGUUGAGGCAGGAGGAGAAUACACACUGGGGCCUUACCAGGUGGAGAGGAAACAGAUGAGAGAAGUAAAGUAAGAGAAAGCAGAAAGACAUUUACAUUACAUUUACGUCAUUUAGCAGACGCUCUUAUCCAGAGUGCAUACAUUAUUUUUUUUAUUUUUUUUUCAUACUGGCCCCCCGUGGGAAUCAAACCCACAACCCUGGCGUUGCAAAAGCCAUGCUCUACCAACUGAGCUACAUCCCUGCCGGCCAUUCCCUCCCCUACCCUGGACGACGCUGGGCCAAUUGUGCGCCGCCCGACAGAGACAUGGACAGAAAUGACAAAGAGUUUGAUUGUGUGCAGAGAGUGGAGAAAGAGAUGGGGAGAGAGGUGGAAAGAGAGAUUAAGCCCCAGGUGGAGAGAGAAGAGAGAGCGAAGCCGUAACAAAACAUCCUCUCACCUCACCUUGAGCCUAGCCCUAGACUGAAGAACUCAUUCCAACCCACUAGCUUCCAUCAGCAGUCAUGCUGUCACUUGAGCUGGACUAUAGAGAGCUGUCAGUCUGCUGGUAAACUGUGAGGAUGUGGUCUGACCACUCCAACAACCACCUACAGCACAGAGCUCAGCCUGUACUGCCUGUCAGUCAACCACCAGCUCCACACAGACAGAAAUAGAAAAAGCAUAGUAUAAACAGAGAGACAAUUUGAAUUACCUUUAGUGGCACAAUGAAGACAAACUAAUGCCAUGUCAUGAGCAAAUAUUUGAGCAAAUGAGCAAUGAGAGAAUGAGAAAGAAAUCAGAAGAGAAGAGAAACAGAGGAUGAAAGAGCAGAGAUGAAGGAGUGAGAGGGAACAAUGAGAACAAUAAAAAGCAGAGAGGACAGAGAAAUAAAACGGAAGAAAAAAGAAGAAGAAGAAGAAGAAGAAGAAGAAUAGAGCUGGAGGCAGGGUAGGCUGUCAGACAGGAACUCACAGAGCCACUGACCUGCAGAGAGAACAUAUAUCGGCAGAGAGAAGAGAGAGUGGAGGGCACGCAGUGACCAGUGUACCGCUGGCAGCAGUGUCACAUGCCAACAUCUGGUGCCUCCUGUGAGAGGCCUAUAGUCAGCCUGGAGCUCUGCUACAGCACACUGGCAUGGGGCGCAUUCAUAUUCCCCAUACAAUGUAUGAAUAGCAAGUGAGUGGGAGAUAGGUUGACCUGGUCAAAUGCUGUAUCAGGUUAGCAUGGCACCCUGCUGGAAAAAGCCAAUGGUUACUCAGCAGAGAGAAGCAAAACUCUGACAGUUUACUCAGAGAAUCCCUGGAAAUCAACUCUACUGGCAGGCCUAGGAGCACAAGGGCAGCGCAGGGAGAGACCCCAUAAGCUCCUCUGUCGGUGUGUGUCACUACUUGACCCUAACACUGGAGUGUUGGUGUGAGUAAAAGUCUCACUCCCUUUCUCUCUACUGCUUUUAAGCUCUCUCUCUCUCUCUCUCUCUCUCUCUCUCUCUCUCUCUCUCUCUCUCUCUCUCUCUCUCUCUCUCUCUCUCUCUCUCUCUCUCUCUCUCUCUCUCUCUCUCUCGCUCUCUCUCUCUCUCUCUCUAUUUCACCCCCUCUCUCAGGACAUAGUGUCAGAGCUGGGAAAGGGAGAAGGGAGUGGGUGUGAGGUAGCCAGCAGGCACUGAGUCACUCUUUCAGGUUACUUUGUGCUGUACAAUAGAAGUACUAAGUCACUCAACAGACUCACACGUCGUCUUAGCAGAAACAGGAGGUCUCAAAAGGAAGAGAAGGUCUCUGAGCAGGAGACAAGAGUGAAAGAGAGAUGCUCAUAUUCAGCCCCUGUUGUCCUGACAUGGCUCUCUCGCUCUCUCUCUCUCUCUGUCUCUCUCCACUAACUACUACACUCUAGUCCACACUAACAGCACUGUCGUGUUUGGUUCAGUCAAGUGUGGGGACUUAGCUUUUUUUCACAGCAGAUGUUCCAUUCUGGGUCAGUGAGAUCAAGAGCAGUUUAGCAGCAGCCAAGGUGUGCAGGCAUUUUACUUGUACAUGCCUUAUGGACUCUAUAGUAUUGUCUUCUGAGUAUUUCCUCUUUCGUUGACUACUAAUUUCCUGUAGAACUAUAUUCACGAAUUCUAAUUCAAAACGUACACUGAGUAUACAAAACAUUAAGAACACCUGCUCUUUACAUGACAUAGACUGACCAGGUGAAUCCAGGUGAAAGUUAUGAUCCCUUAUUGAUGUAACUUGUUAAAUCCACUUCCAUCAGUGUAGAUGAAGGGGAGGAGACAGGUAAAAGACGGGUUUUUAAGCCUUGAGACAAUUGAGACAUGGAUUGUUUAUGUAUGCCAUUCAGAGGGUGAAUGGGCAAGACAAACGAUUUAAGUGCCUUUGGACGGGGUAUGGUAGUAGGUGCCAGGCACAUCAGUUUGAGCGACACCUUAUAGAGUCCAUCCCCGGCGAAUUGAGGCGGUUCUGAGGGAAAGGGGGGGGGGGGGGGGGGGUGCAACUCAAUAUUAGGAAGGUGUUCAUCUUUAUUCGUCCAGUUGGCUAUCUAUCUAUCUAUCUAUCUAUCUAUCUAUCUAUCUAUCUAUCUAUCUAUCUAUCUAUCUGUCUAUCUAUCUGUCUGUCUGUCUGUCUGUCUGUCUGUCUGUCUGUCUGUCUGUCUGUCUGUCUGUCUGUCUGUCUGUCUGUCUGUCUGUCUGUCUGUCUGUCUGUCUGUCUGUCUGUCUGUCUGUCUGUCUGUCUGUCUGUCUGUCUGUCCGUCCGUCCGUCCGUCCGUCCGUCCGUCCGUCCGUCCGUCCGUCCGUCCGUCCGUCCGUCCGUCCGUCCGUCCGUCCGUCCGUCCGUCCGUCCGUCCGUCCGUCCGUCCGUCCGUCCGUCCGUCCGUGUGUGUCUGUCUGUCUGUCUGUCUAUCUAUCCCUGCCUUAUCCAUUGUAUCUGGUUCUCUCUCUGUAGUAUCCCUGGUUCAGCUGUGUGUGCCUUCGACAUGGAGCAGCUGGCUGGGGUGUUUGAUGGGAGAUUCAAGGAGCAAAAGUCACCUGAGUCUAUAUGGACCCCUGUUCCUGACGAGCUCAUUCCCAAACCAAGGUACAGUAUCACCUAACAUAGAGCAUUGAUCUACUGUAUGAGUUUAGUCGUGUAAUACUAUGUUAGUUGGCUUAUAGCUCCUUUCUCACAGUUCAACAUUGGUAAACAUUGGUAAUGUGAGCUUGUGCCUCAGUACUAUGGUACUAUUGCCAGCAGCAUACCACCCUGCAUCGCACUGCUAGCUUGCAGGGUUGGUCCUUGGAUGGGAGAACAGAUGCUGCUGGAAGUGGUGUUGGAGGGCCAGUAGGAGACACUCUUUCCUCUGGUCUAAAAAAAAUAUGCCCCAGGGCAGUGAUUGGGGACAUUGCCCUGUGUAUGGUGCCAUCUUUUGGCUGGGAGGUUAAACGGGUGUCCUGACUCUCUGUGGUCACCAAAUAUCCCAUGGCACUUAUUAUAAGAGUAGGGGUGUUAACCCUGGUGUCCUUGCUACAUUUCCAAUCUGUCCCUCCUACCAUUUUAUUUUUAUUUAAUUUAUUUAACCUUUAUUUAACCAGGUAAGCCAGUUGAGAACAAGUUCUCAUUUACAACUGCGACCUGGCCAAGAUAAACCAAAGCAGUGCGAUAAAAACAACAACACAGAGUUACAUAUGGGGUAAAAAAACAUAAAGUCAAAAAAUACAACAGAAAAUAUAUAUACAGUGUGUGCAAAUGUAGCAAGUUAUGGAGGUAAGGCAAUAAAUAGGCUAUAGUGCGAAAUAAUUACAAUUAGUAUUAACACUGGAAUGCUAGAUGUGCAAGAGAUUAUGUGCAAAUAGAGAUACUGGGGUGCAAAAGAGCAAAAUAAAUAACAAUAUAGGGAUGAGGUAGUUGGGUGGGCUAAUUUCAGAUGGGCUGUGUACAGGUGCAGUGAUCGGUAAGGUGCUCUGACAACUGAUGCUUAAAGUUAGUGAGGGAGAUAAGAGUCUCCAGCUUCAGAGAUUUUUGCAAUUCGUUCCAGUCAAUGGCAGCAGAGAACUGGAAGGAAUGGCGGCCAAAGGAGGUGUUGGCUUUGGGAAUGACCAGUGAGAUAUACCUCCUGGAGCGCAGACUACGGGUGGGUGCUGCUAUCGUGACCAAUGAGCUAAGAUAAGGCGGGGAUUUGCCUAGCAGUGAUUUAUAGAUGGCCUGGAGCCAGUGGGUUUGACGACGAACAUGUAGUGAGGACCAGCCAACAAGAGCGUACAGGUCACAGUGGUGGGUAGUGUACCAUCAUGGCCACCUAAUCAUCCCUAACCCUAAUCAUCCAAUUGGCUCAUUCAUCCCCCCUCCUCUCCCCUGUAACUAUUCCCCAGGGCAUUGCUGUAAAAUGAGAAUGUGUUCUCAGUGAACUUGCCUGAUAAAAAUAAAUAAAUACAAAUAUGGGUCAGCCUGUGCUAAGCCCUGUUCCCUCCACAGGCCAGGAGGGUGUGCUGUCCAGGGCUCCAGAUUCAACUCAUCCAAUGGUUUCCCUGAUGAGAUGCUGAACUUUGUGAAGACCCACCCCCUGAUGGAUGAGGCCGUGCCUUCACUGGGUCAGAGGCCCUGGAUCGUCAGAACCAUGGUCAGGUGAGGCUCCACUCUGCUCUCUUAUCACAGACAUCAGAUAAGACAUCAACAUACUGUUCUGUUGCCCUGAGAUAUGUAGACUUCUAUGGUGUCUUACCAUGUCUCAGGGCAAACUGUGUUGAGGGCUUGCUAACAAACAAAAACAUGGACCCAUACACCCAGACAUAAUUUGCAUGAACACACAGGAAUUAGCCUCUUGGUCGGUGCUCCUUCUGUUUAUGCUGGCCAGUCGAUCCGCUCACUGUGAGAGUUUGCUGCAGGAGGCAAGCAGCUGGAAUGUAUCAAACCCCGCUGGCCACCAGCCGAGCCCUAGCACGGAGGAGAAGAUUAGUGUGACAAGUUGUAUGUGGCAUAUUAAAUACCCAGUGGAACAACUUCUUGUAUUUUAGAACAUUGACUCAUACACACAGGACUCAUGUAGUUCAACAACGGUGCUAUUGUCUCAAGACAAGUCCAUUAAUCUGAAUGAUAUUAAUGGGUACUCUUGGUAAUUAGUUCUGUAUGUAAAUUAGAUGAAUAUUUUACUGUGUGAAUCUCAUUUAGUUGGUCUGGAGCGCCAAUGCAGUAUGAUUAGACAGUGAGAGGUAUGCAGGUAGGCCCUAUUCCAAAUUGAGCCCUAGACACUACCCUAAGUAAUUAAUGUACGAUUUGAUGGGAUCAUUUAAGCUUCAUUAAAAUUGUAACAGCAGCUGCCCUAUGCCGUUUGACAGACUAGGUGGAAUUAACCCAAUAUUGCUUACUCCAAUCCUCUCAGGUCCACCCAAGAGCCUAUUGGGUAAUCCGGACUAGGGGUCAACAUGGGUUUGGAUAGACUGUCUUUAUCUCACCACUAUAUCUGCCUGUCCAGGUACCAGCUGAAUAAGAUGGUGAUGGACACAGAGGCUGGCCCCUACAGGAACCGAACAGUGCUCUUCCUGGGCUCCAGCCGGGGAACCAUCCUCAAGUUCCUGAUCGUCCCCAACUGGGACAACACUGUGUCCAGCAGCAAUGUCUUCCUGGAGGAGCUGGAGGGCUUCAACCCUGACAAGUAAGGGUUAACAGGUUACAGACAGUCUCUAAUGGGUUUUUUGGUGCGAUAUUGUGAUCGUCUUCUUAAUAAUCUCUAAGUGUUUCACUGUAACACAUAUGUGGGACCGCAGGGGGGUUAGGAAGCAGUCUAAGCAGAUGGGGUAUUAGUUGGUUAUUAUCUUUCACUGAGCCCAAUUAGAAACGUUUAAGCAAGAGUCUCCUAACCAGAGCUACGGCGGCUGCUAAUUGUGCCCCCUGAUCUAUUCUCUGCUCAGACUCAUUUUACUGUAGUAGGAUACACUGUUGCGGAGCAGCACAAACUUAAUCGGCAGGUGAAAGGAGGUUCCAAGCGUAACUUCGCUACCCUUCAAAACAAUUCAUUCAUUUAGGCGUCAGCGCAAUGUUCCAUUCCACAAAUGACUAAAUGGGGAGCAGAGGAGUCAGAUCACAGGAACAAUUAAUUAAGGCUGCAGCAGUAGCAGUGGUGGUGCCGGUGUAUGAGUGGGUUUGGGUGUGAUUUGCUGUGCGGUGACGGUGGCGUGGCUGUGAGCCUGGUAUAGGGGUGGGUGACAGGGCUGGCAGUCACCCUCAUAGCAGGGAGCCAGCUAAUCAGGAGACAGGGAAUGGAAAAAUCAGAUCAGCAUUUUCCCAGCCUGUCCUUCCUUAACCCCAGACCAUCUCCCCUAAUGGGUCCAGGGUAGAUAGAUGGGCCACCGCCACCAUCACCGGGGCAACGGGAACACAAGACAUCACAGAGAGAGAUCCACCAUGCCCAAAUUGGUUUGUGAUUGGCUGCCAUAAUGAACCAGGAAAUUACGCGGUGGAAAUGGAGAGACUAAUGGUCCACACCUUCAUUAUUCUCUCUACCUGUCUCCAUUUGAUUCUUUCUUACUUUUACUUGUUUGCUUGUUCUCGCUCUCUCUCCGUCUCUCUCUCUCUCUCUCUCUCUCUGUCUCUCUCUCUCUCUCUCUCUCCGUCUCUCUCUCUCUCUCUCUCUCUCUCUCUCUCUCUCUCUCUCUCUCUCUCUCUCUCUCUCUCUCUCUCUCUCUCACUCUCUCUCUCUAUUAAUAAUAAUAAUAAUAAUAAUAAUGAUAAUAAUGUAUUACAUUUCUAUAGAAUCUCAAACCUGUAGUGUGUGAUAAAUUCCCCCUAAUGACUCCUCAGCUCACAGCCAUGUUUAUUACCAUGCAUGAGUCCACAUAUGUAUAUAGAUCGAUACAAAUCCAGCCUACAAAGGAAGGUGUGUGGAUGAUAUGGUAGUGCUAAGUGCCAAUUAGAGCUAAUGCAGGGUGUAGCUGGUGGCUUGUUUGAUGUCCAUCCAACCCUAGACCUCACCCAUCAGUCAUCGGCACACUGCAUACUGAAGAUGACACUGUGACAACCAGGCAUUGCCAUGCUUUAGAAGGCAUGUUACUGCUUUUACUGGUAUUGUUGUGCUUUUAUUUAUAUACUGGUUUGAGUUAUACUGGUUUGAGUUAUACUGGUUUGAGUUAUACUAGUUUGAGUUAUACUUCAUGAAGCAUUAGGUGUGAAGAAUUGAGCAGUGAGUGUUGUCUUGGCAUAAUGUGUAAUGAGAUCAAUAUGGAAUAGAGCAGGGUUCUGUGCAGUCAGUGUGUGAUAUGAUGUUUGAUAUUGGGGUGCAUUAAUACGUUAACUCUGUGUGUGUGUGUGUGUGUGUGUGUGUUUGUGUGUGUGUGUGUGUGUGUGUGUCCAGGUGUGGGGAGGACACUCCUCAGGCGAGGCAGUUGUUGUCCCUGACUAUGGACCGGGUGAGCCACUCUCUGCUGCUGGCCUUCCCCUCCUGUGUAGUCAGGGUCCCUGUGGCACGAUGCCAGCUCUACUCACGCUGCAUGAAGUAAGUCACACACACACCUCACACACACCUUUCAGCUCUACACUCUCAUCUGUAGCCCACACACACCUCUCAGCCACAUACAGUAUAUAUGUCACACACCCUAACCCCCGUCCACCACCGAUCAUUAAAAUCACACCUUUAGUCAGGCCCUAAACCUUCUGCCUACCCUCAGUGCACCUAAAUACUUUACCACAUCCCCAGGUGCUCUUCCACAGAUCUGUAAAUCCAAAAUACCACAACACAAGUCUUACUUUCUUUCUUGCUGACCCACCACUGAGUCGUAUUGCCUUGAUGCCAGCAGUCUCUAUACCUAGUGAGGCAUGACAUACAGUAACCCAUAUUUCACAUUUGUAAUGUGUUCACUGAACCCGGGGACUCAUACGUGUGUAAUCCAGUGCACAUUGGGAAUGGAUCCAUGGUGUCUGUGUGCCCUGGGUGAUGCGUCACUAAAUACAGUGUUUACUCUGUUUAUCUCCAGGAACUGCAUCGCCUCCAGGGACCCCUACUGUGGCUGGACCAGAGGAAGCACCUGCUCCCUCCUCAGGCCCGGGACCAGGUGAGAUGCUAGGGGUGACGCUGCUCUGGCCUCUGUCUGUCUCUAUGUCUGGUCCCUGUCUGCUAUGGACCUGUCCCGUGUCUCGCUGGUACCUUUGUACUCUGUCUUGUUUUUGUCUGGCAUUCAUUUGACCUCUGUUGUACCUAUACCUGCCCUCUGUCUCUCUCUGGUCUCUGUCUGGUAUCUGUCUGGUCUCUGUCUGGUCUCUGUAUGAUCUCUGUCUGGUCUCUGUAUGAUCUCUGUCCGAUCUCUGUCCGGUCUCUGUCUGGUGGUCUCUGUCUAGUCUCUGUCUGGUGUUCUCUGUCUGGUCUCUGUCUGGUCUCUCUCUGGUCUCUGUCUGGUCGUCUCUGUCUGGUCUCUGUCUGGUCUCUGUCUGGUCUCUGUCUGGUCUCUGUCUGUCUGGUCUGUACCUGCUCUCUGUUUCGUCUAUACCUGCUGGACCACCUGGGUUGCUGUAACACUCUUUAUUUGUACUGAGUGAGUUAGGCUUAGGUUCUGACAGAGCCUACAGUUUAUAAGCCUGCAGCACAAGCUGUCACUGCACAAACAUGUCCUCAUUUAGUUUUACUAUCCUGUCAGAGCGAGCUGUGUUCAUUAAUUCAUCCAGGAUGUCUUCUAUUGCCGUUGUGUGUUCACAACAAUGCUGCAUUCUUCAACACAGCUUGAUACCCAGAGCUGUGUGUACGUCUUUGUCAGGGUUGUGUUGGUCUUGUGCUCCUGCCACAGGAAGAUUCCUGCCUGUCUUGGCAGCUCACCUCUUGUUCUGGUCUGUAAACCCUCCCACUCCCUCCCCGCUCCCCCACCACUUCCCCUCGCGUCCACCCAGCACGGUGAAAUAAAAUCUAUCUUUAGAGAGGCUGCUUAUUGAUUUAUGUGUGCAAACAGGUACAGUGCCAGCAGUAUCAGACAACAGAGCCUUAAAGAGCACCUUACGGCCUCACCGUUAUACAAUUAAGACUCCUGUGUUGUGAUUUGAUUUAGCAAGGGCGGUCAACUUGCCCAUCGAUCCUGUAUCGAGUGAUGCCCCAGUUCCAGUUUGAGGAUGAAUUCCAUUUGGAAAAGUCAAAACAAUGCUGGGCAAUGAAGAAACUCUCAGUAGUUUGCAAUAUAAGACUGUGACAUGUACUAUAUUGAAAGAAAGAUAAUUAAGUUCCUUACUGAUUAGUUUAUGUGUUGAUAUUGUAUUAUUACUAUAGGUGUUUUGUACCUGUUUAUCAGACUUCAUAUUGCUCAGUUAUAACUUUACCACUAAUAUGGCCUCCUGUAGACAAUUCGUCCUUAAACUAAUUUACAUUUUCUCCGCUGAGGGUAUUGUUACAAAACAUUGCCAUCCUACCCAGCUACUCUAAAGAUUACAGCCUGCGGCCUGCAUUUACCCAACACAAUAUACCCUAUCAGGGUGAGCAAUAUAUUCACAAUUAGCCUCCAACCACUUCAGUGUAAACUAACUUCUCAAAGUUACUCAGUUAGCCUGCUUGUUGUCUGGGCCUUUUUAACUAAUUGCAGAUGGUAGAGCAGAAGACACAUCUCAGUGAGCUGUCUGUGGCUGUUACUGUGCUGCCUGCCCUUUAGCCCUGGGCACUUUCCAUGUUUAAAUUACAUAAUUGGACGGGGGCCAUUUUGAAGGCCAAACUGCAGCCGUUUCUCCUCGUUAGAGGGCCUUUAUGGUAUACAUUCACUAGAUUAGAAUAACUAGCUGAUGUUUCUCUGGAUAUGGGCCAUGACUAAGAGUGGCCUGCUCUCUCCAGGGGAGUAUAAUGCACCUGGUCUGGUUUCACUGCCGCUGGAACUCAACGGUUUAAUUUCCUUUUUAUUUUGUCGCUUCAGCAUAUAAUGUCAGAGCUCCCUUUGGUUUUCCAAGGUCUCAUAUUACCAAAGUAGAAAUGGUAAAUUAUUUUUAAAGUACGAGGGGAAAGCGCAGAUCCAGACCUGCUUUCAGAGGUGGGGAUAUACUGUACAGUAUUAUUACUAUCAACUCCACACAAAAAACGAUUCUUGUCAUUUGCUGGUACAUUUGAUAGUGUUUUGUUUACCAGAGAAAAGCAGACAUUUCUGUCAGUGACCAAAGCCGUUCCAUUAUGUAUUGUUUGUGUCCGUUGAUAAAUGACUGCGUCUUUCCCCUCUUCCAGACUGCCGUUUGAGCAAGACGUAGAACACGGCAACGUGUCCCACUUGGGCGACUGUGACGGUAAGAGAAGUGUUUCUUUCCGUCCUCUCAACCUGUGUUGAGAAGUAUUAGUGUUGAUUCUGUGUUCCUUACAUAAUUGCUUUCUCUAGGGUAAAACAUAAUACACUACUGCUGCCUAGCUCCAUAUCAUCAUUGCCAUGUUGAAAUCCCCAUGUAUGUUUUACCAUCUUUUCCUCCUCUCUGUUUACUCUAUCUUUUGGCAAUGUUUAGAAUCUUUUACAAUUUUUUUCACUUCUGGCUGAUUAUGAUGCAUCUUUUAUUUAAUUUUUUUUAUUUUACCUUUAUUUAACUACGCAAGUCAGUUAAGAACAAAUUCUUAUUUACAAUGACGGCCUACACUGGCCAAACCCGGACAACGCUGGGCCAAUUGUGCGCUGCCCUAUGGGACUCCCAAUCACGGUCGGUUGUGAUACAGCCUGGAAUCGAACCAGGGGGUCUGAAGUGACGCCUCAAGCACUGAGAUGCAGUACCUAAGACCGCUACGCCACUCGCCUUAAUCUUUCCUAGUUGUUUUCUGUUAUGAAAAUGAAGGCGGCACAGCAAAGCAAAGCGAUCCCUCAGACAGAAAUCUCCUCGACUCCCGUGGCUCUUUUGAUCCAACCGCUAAUUCUGAUGAGACAUUUGUUAAUGCUCCACCUCUUCAAGUUCCCCCGAGUUCAUCUGCCAUGCACCUCGAGAGCCACUCAGAUUAAUAUUACAUAACGGUCACACACGUGCCUCUAAUCCUGCAUCAGAGGGGAAGCUGCUCUCCCACCCCUGGACCCCUCUGGGUCCAGCUCUUUGUCUGUCUACGGGUGCUGGGCCGGUGGCUUGUGACUCUUCCUCUAAGCUUGCUUGACCCUGUGUGGUCAGAAGAGAUAGAGGUGCAUUAUCCUCAGCUCCGGAUGUGGCCAGUAUUCUCCAAUUUGAGCUGUCUUUGAUAACGGUUCUGAUACUGACAUGACAAACGUGUGGCGGUCCUGACUUCUGCUGACAGAGGUGCUGUUGGUUGUCUCAAGAUGAAUGGUGCUCGGUAGCCCUGUGUACACUUGCCAAAAUGGUGCGCAGGAAUCAGCCUAUCAACAGCCAGAAUCAUUAGACACUGUGUCUUAGAUAGUGAUGACUUUGUGCUUCAAUUACCUCCUCCUAUUGAUGCUAAAUCAGUUUUUACAGCACAUAGUUUCCCCAGUGUACAUCACUCACAUGGUCUACACAGAUUUCUGUAUCUCUGUAUCUAUCAAUAGACCAGACAGUCUGAGAAAGACAAAAAGCUGCAAGUAGAAAAGAGACCAGUUAUGACAUUUCAUCAUUCAUAGUGUUACUCUUUGAAACCUGUGAAGUAUCGUCUUCAUUCUCACAUCACUCAAUCACACACACACACACACACACACACACACACACACACACACACACACACACACACACACACACACACACACACACACACACACACACACACACACACACACACACACACACACACACACACACACACACACACACACACACACACACACACACACACACACACUGAAGGCAGGUGUGAGACUACAAAGCUCUGAGGUAGAUUAGACAGAAGGAUAUCAGUCCAUAUCUCUCUAUCUGACACAUCUCACCUGACUGAAUCUCUAGCAGGCAGAUAGAAAAGGGCCUGCUGUGCUCCAUCCAUCUAUCUAUGGGUUAAUGCAGCAUUCAUCACCCUCUCCCUCCCUCCUUCUCUCUCUCCCCGAGUGAGGGAGCGUAACCGGGCUCUGCAGCUCCUCAGUGGUGCCCCCACUGCACACACACAGCGCCGGGCUAGGGCCCACCGAGCCGAAGCCACAGCCAAGCUCCAGCCAGACCCCACUCCCCCCCCCCCCCGUCGGUGGCCCACAGAGGGAGAUGGAUGGACGGCCCUGCUAACAGCCCAUCUUACUGCCUGUCCCUCUCCUUAG
Messenger RNA from Coregonus sp. 'balchen', 36204 nucleotides. The record is from the annotation of a GenBank genome assembly. NCBI's taxonomy places the organism in Eukaryota, Metazoa, Chordata, Actinopteri, Salmoniformes, Salmonidae.